Molecule: messenger RNA, 495 nt
Organism: Notechis scutatus (mainland tiger snake)
Lineage: Eukaryota; Metazoa; Chordata; Lepidosauria; Squamata; Elapidae
Source: RefSeq, a predicted model, not a curated record
GACCCUCCCUCAAAAUUGGUGGCGUCGCCAAUGGAUUGAGGAAUUCUACCCGGUGGUCUUCCUGGGAGACCCCAACCUGGAAGCCCAGCUGGCCCAGCACGGGCUCAAGGACAAGUCCCCCAUGAAGCGCCCGCCGGAUGCCCUCCUGCCCAGCCUGCUGCAGCGAGUUCGGGUCCACCUCCGCCCAUUCACCGGUCCAGCCAUCAUCUGGUCCUUCUACCUGACGGCAGCGGCCGUGGGCAUCCUGCGAGGACUGGGGGCCCGACUGCCGGCCGGAGGGCUGCCUCCCGGAGGCAAGCAGAAGGCGAGUCGGCUGGGCGACGCGGUGGCCGAUCCCGGUGGCGGCGGAGACCAGUUAGGCGGAGAGAAGAACGGGCAGCUGCGGAGGAAGGAGGAGAAGGCCCGGCCGGCCGGAGAGGCCCCCUCCAAUGGGCUGCGGCAUACGAAGAAGAAGAAAUAAGUUGGGGGGGCGCGGCUCCAGGAGACACCCCCCCC